AUGGAAGAGGAUCAGGUCAUUGCGGAGUGGCACAUGCUGGUACAGGCCGCCAAGACGCCGUCCGCCUACCUCUCCUCGUUCCACGCCUUCGUCCUCGCCAACGCGCUGCGGCGGCCCAUCCUGGUCUACGGGGACCGCUUCGUGCGCGGAAGGAACGGCGAGCCGUACGCCCCGUCCGACGUACGCGGGGUGUACCUUCCAACACUGGUGGAUCCCGACGUAUGCUACAAGCUGCCCAUCGCUGUGGGUUACACGUGCGUCGCCGUCGGAAAGGUGGGACACUUUACGGCCCUGGUAGGGGUGGACCGCGAGCUGCGGCACCUCCCCCUGGUGGACGAGCACGGGGACGAUCUCCCCAUCAGGGGAGAAGAUAAAACGAGCUAA
Molecule: messenger RNA, 384 nt
Organism: Ectocarpus siliculosus
Lineage: Eukaryota; Phaeophyceae; Ectocarpales; Ectocarpaceae
Source: the annotation of a GenBank genome assembly